UUAACCUCAAAAUUCCUGUCAACAUGAAACGAUAAAAGCAAAUUCUUGUCUGAUAACGUGAAAUUUAUCGUUCGUCAUAAAAUCCCUUUGUCGCACAUCAAGGUCAUCCGCAUGCAACGCAAAGACAUGUUAGCAAAAACCGGACUUUUGGUCGUUUCUAACCCCAAACAAAUCGGAAAAAUUCUACCCUUGGUGCGGAAUCAUGUGAAAAACACCCUCUACAUCCAACUACUCUCGGCUUUAACCGAGCCUUUCGGGAAUUUUCACACCACUGCGUUUAAUUCGUGGCCAAAGUAUAGUCAGACAAUCCAUGGAAUAUACACCCAGGCGGCCACGCAUUGUCAAAAUUUGGACGUGCGGGUGCUUUUAUCCGGUUUGAAGUACAAGACAAUGACGCAGAUUUGCACGAAAACGAAUAUAGAUUUGGUGAUUUUUGAUAAAAGUCACAACAAAACGGACAUCGAUGAUUUUGUGAAAACGAAAAUUGGAAAUAUUGCUAAGGAGUACGACGUGGUGACUUUGGAUGCGGGGGUUUUUGAAAAUUUAGACCCGCCGGAGGAUGGUAAAGUGUAUAAGCACGUUGUGCUAGGGGGCACGUUUGAUCGGUUACACACAGCGCACAAAGUGCUGUUGUCGGAAGCAAUCCUCAGAGCGGAAAAGAAAGUCACUGUGGGGGUAACCGAUGAGUCGAUGUUGCCAGGGAAAGUCCUGUGGGAAUUAAUUGAAGACUUGAACGUGCGCAUUCACAACGUCCAGAAUUUCUUGAGUGAUGUUUGUGCAGAAUUGUACUACAGCGUGGUCCCCAUUUCCGACCCGUUUGGUCCGUCCAUCACCGACCCUACAAUGGAAAUGAUCGCAGUGAGCGACGAAACGGUAAAAGGGGGCCACAAAAUUAACGAAAUCAGAGAAAAAAACAACUUGAAUAAAUUGGAUAUAUUUCCUGUGACGCUAUUGGAGGAGCCGUGUCACAACCCCAACGAAGAAACAAAAAUUAGUUCAAGUACCAGUCGCAUGCGGCUAUUGGGGACACUUUUAAAGCCCGUUUUAAAGAAAAAUAUUUCCGACAGACCAUACGUUAUUGGAUUGACAGGGGGCGUGGCUAGUGGCAAAUCCAACGUUGCCAAAUGGUUGCAACAAUGUGGCGCCCAGAUUAUCAGCUGUGAUUUAAUAGGCCACGAUGUGUAUAAAAAGGGUAAACCGUGUCAUACUCAGCUUGUUGAACAUUUCGGGGCACAAAUUUUAUCGGAAGAUGGGGAAAUCAACCGGAAGGUUCUAGGAGGGAUUGUUUUUAAAAAUCCAGACGAGCUGAACAAACUGAAUAGUUUAGUUUGGCCGGGGAUUGCAGCUGAAGUUAGCGCUAUGAUUAAACAAAGUGACAGUAAGGUGAUUGUAAUGGAGGCGGCGGUUUUGUUGGUGGCGCACUGGGAGAAAUAUUGUCACGAAGUGUGGACUACGAUUAUACCACGAGAAGAAGCUAUCAAGCGAUUAAUAGCGAGGAAUAAUUUUAGUGAGGAACAGGCAGUUGCGAGGAUCGAGAGUCAGCUGUCAAAUCGGAAGUACGUAGAAGCCGCUAAUGUAGUUUUCUGUACGCUGUGGGAGGUGGAGUUUACUAAGAUGCAGGUGAAACGGGCUUGGGAGUUGCUACAAGAAAGGUUGCUGUGAUGUAUUUUAAAUGUUUUAUUUUUACAAUUUUAAUAAAAGAUUUUUCGGGG
Zophobas morio is the source of this 1712-nucleotide messenger RNA. RefSeq names its product bifunctional coenzyme A synthase-like. Gene Ontology annotation, biological process: coenzyme A biosynthetic process. NCBI's taxonomy places the organism in Eukaryota, Metazoa, Arthropoda, Insecta, Coleoptera, Tenebrionidae. The transcript is spliced from 6 exons. Gene Ontology annotation, molecular function: dephospho-CoA kinase activity; ATP binding. The record is from RefSeq and is a predicted model, not a curated record. The coding region runs from base 112 to 1662 and encodes 516 amino acids.